Brassica oleracea var. oleracea is the source of this 781-nucleotide messenger RNA. RefSeq lists its product as uncharacterized. The coding region runs from base 109 to 642 and encodes 177 amino acids. Gene Ontology annotation, molecular function: protein binding. The transcript has 3 exons. The record is from RefSeq and is a predicted model, not a curated record. NCBI's taxonomy places the organism in Eukaryota, Viridiplantae, Streptophyta, Magnoliopsida, Brassicales, Brassicaceae.
UUUAAGUGAACGUGAUCCUCGUGUCGGUCUCUCUAGAAUAACCACUUGGUCCAAACCACUGAGAUCUAACCUUUUUGUUCAUCUCCAAACCUUUUCAACUCCCUAAAGAUGCUCAGGUUAGCUUUGUUUCUAUUUGCAUUAUGCUUUCUCACAACGUCAUCCUUUGCGAGAUCCUUCGUCACCACAAAACCUAGGCCGGUUGAUUCGUUUCUUCCUAAACCAAAGCUAGAGAAUGCGGGCGUGUGUUCUUACACGGUGAUCAUUAAGACAAGCUGUUCCUCGGUGUCUUACACCAGAGAUAAGAUCAGUAUUGCCUUUGGUGAUGUGUACGGCAACGAGGUGUACGUGAAGAGACUAGAUGAUCCACACUCAAGGGCAUUUGAAAGGUGUUCUUCCGACACAUACAAGAUAACAGGACCGUGUAUGCGCGACGUAUGUUAUCUCUAUCUACUCAGACAAGGAUACGACGGCUGGAAACCAGAGAACGUCAAGAUCUAUGGCUCAUACAUCAGAUCAGUCACUUUCUACUAUAACCUCUUCUUGCCUAACUCCGUUUGGUACGGCUUCAACGUCUGCAACGGCAUUGCCAAUGCUAAUGACAAGUCUUCUCAACCCAUCAUUGCUUCCACUGCAUCUAUGUAAUAUGGUUGAUUAUCUGUGGAAUUACUAUUUUUUUUAUAGCGGAAACUGGAGAGAAGCAAUGUGUUUUGAGUGUAUUUGUGAGAAAACAUGCAUGUUAAAUAGCGUUUUAAGUCAAUAAAUGCCCAUGUGGUUACAUUGA